GGACGAGUUUCAAGCAUUACUUCAGUUAUUCAUGAGUUGGUGGUCGUAACUGAUAUAUACCUAUCGUGAAAUAUUUAUUGCGUCGUUUUAUAUUUAAUUUGUUUCCUUUCGAAUAUGGUAUAACAUAUCUCGAAGAUGGGCACAUCAUCAAAGACCGACAGUAGCAGCCUCCCCUACACUUUGGGCGACUACGUGUGGUUUUGGACUGACAAAAUAGGAGAGUACGAGAUCCCCUGGGGUGGGAAAAUUAUUUCAUUAAAUAAGAACGAGGUGGUUGUUCAACACGAUGCAGGGAAGAUUCCAAUGAAAAUAUCGAUCAAUCAGAUCCUCAAGCCGAUGCAUGCAUCCUCCGUAGUUGGAGUAGAGGACAUGAUUGAGUUGGGGGAUCUUCAAGAAUACGCAAUACUGAAAAAUCUACAUUCUCGUUACAACAAAAACUUGAUUUAUACUUACACUGGCACCAUGCUGGUGGCUGUAAACCCUUAUAAUGUUUUGAACAUCUAUACGAAGGAACAAAUCGAUUUGUAUAGGAAUAAAAAAUUGGGAGCUGAACCUCCUCACAUUUUUGCAAUCGGCGACAACUCUUUUAUGCAGAUGAAGGAGUCGGGAGAUGAUCAAUGUAUAGUCAUAAGUGGAGAAAGUGGAGCUGGAAAAACUGAAAGCACGAAACUGAUCCUGCAGUAUCUAGCAGCUAUCAGUGGAAAGCAUUCUUGGAUAGAACAGCAAAUACUUCAAGCUAAUCCGAUACUCGAGGAACCGAAAUACCUGACUCGAAAUUAUCCUGAAUCAACAAUAGCGAAAAUGGCUUUUGGAAAUGCCAAAACCGUCCGUAACGACAACUCGUCCCGCUUCGGCAAGUACAUAGAUGUGAAUUUUAACAAAAAAGGAGUAAUCGAAGGGGCUCGCAUCGAACAAUAUCUUUUGGAAAAGUGUCGAAUCGUAGCCCAGGCCAGAGGCGAGCGUAAUUACCACAUUUUUUAUUCCAUAUUGGCGGGUCUUUCGAAAGAGGAAAAACAGAAGCUGGAGCUUUUCGAUGGAGCGAGUUACCAUUACUUAGUUGAAGGAACAAAGAUCACAUGCGAUGGCAGAGCCGAUGCUGCGGAAUUUUCGGAAGUGAGGGCAGCUAUGAAGGUUUUAACAUUCAGUGAUGAGGAAUUUUGGAAUAUUAUGGUCCUUUUGGCUGGUAUAUUGCACAUAGGAAACAUCAGUUACAAACCCGUAACAGUCGCAAAUAUGGACGCAUCGGAAAUAAGUGACUCGACCAAAUUGAAGCGAGUCUCUCGAAUUCUUGGAGUCCCUGAGCAGGGGGUGAUCGAAGCUUUCACAAAAAAAACAAUUUUCGCUCAAGGAGAACGUGUGGUGAGUAAUUUGUCAAAGGAACAGGCAAUCGAAAUACGGGAUUCAUUUGUGAAGGCGAUCUACGGUCGAUUGUUUAUCAUGAUAGUCGAUAAGAUAAAUGACACAAUUUUCAAACCAAAAGUGUACACGAAGAACUCGAUCGGCGUCCUCGAUAUUUUUGGUUUUGAAAACUUUGACAACAACAGUUUCGAACAGCUUUGCAUUAAUUACACAAACGAGCAUCUUCAGCAGUUUUUCGUACAACAUAUUUUCAAAAUGGAACAAGAGGACUAUAAUAAUGAAGGCAUAUUCUGGCAACACAUAGAAUUCGUUGAUAAUCAGGUCGUCCUCGAUCUGAUCGGUACUAAAGCAGUAAACAUCAUGGCACUUAUCGACGAGGAAAGCAAAUUUCCAAAAGGAACAGAUAAAACUAUGUUGGCUAAAGUUCACCAGGUACAUAAACAAAACGCAUACUACGUAAAACCCAAAUCUGACUUCGUCGAGUCCUUUGGAAUAAAACACUACGCGGGCACUGUUUUGUACGAGGCAAAAGGUUUUCUCGAAAAAAAUCGCGAUACAUUUUCCAUGGACAUGAUCCAGCUGGUUUCCAUAUCUAAAAAUGCAUUCCUCAAGUCUUUAUUCACUGAUGAAUUAUCAGAGGGUGAAAGAGACGGUAAGAAAAGGUGGCCAACAUUGUCAUCGGAAUUCCGUAGUUCCCUCGAGCUUCUUAUGAGAACUCUUGGUAGCUGUCAUCCCUAUUUUGUGAGGUGCAUUAAGCCGAAUGAGGAGAAACGGCCCUUGAUGUUUGAUCGCAUUCUGUGCUGUCGUCAAUUACGAUAUUCUGGAAUGAUGGAGACCGCAAAAAUUCGUCGAGCUGGUUAUCCAAUCAGAUAUAAUUUUGUCGAAUUUGUGGACCGUUUUCGUCACCUUGCUUACGGAAUACAGCCAUCGCACAAAGUGGAUGUUCGAAAAGCUGCGGAACAAAUAUGCUUGAAUACUCUCGCGAAAUACAACAUGGAAUACCAGGUGGGACACACGAAAGUUUUUCUGAAAGACCAGCAGGAUCUCUUUCUUGAACAGGAAAGAAGUAGGGUUUUGGCGAAAUAUAUUUUAAUCAUACAGAGAAACGUGCGAAAAUGGAUUUGCCGAAGAAGAUACCUGAGGCUACGACACGGAGCAGUCAUGAUCCAGAAAACUUAUCGGGGCGCAGUCGUUAAGAAAAAGUUUAAUAUUAUACGCAAUGGCUACCUGCGCCUGCAAGCUGUCAUACAAUCUCGACGGCUAACUCACGCUUAUAAACAAAAAAAGAGAUACAUCAUACCUCUUCAGGCGGCGUGUCGUGGAUAUUUGAUCCGAAAAACUCAUCGAGAGAAGUCCCAAUGGAAGGCCAAACGUCUUUCGGCGUUACUCGCCAUCCGUAGUCAAGAAGAAGCCCAUUUGAAGUUAUCCGGUAACAAAUCGUACAUGGAAAUAGCCGAGGCAAAUUACCAGCAAGGUUUAAUCGAUCUUCGAAAAGAACUGGAAACAUACGAAAAAAAAGACUCCGAUUCGUUUAAGGGGGCUGAUGGGGUGACGGAAAAUAAUAUCGACAACAUCUUUGAAUUCCUUGACAAAGAGCCUACGAAUGCUGUGCACAAAGAAAUACCCGGUGAAUUGUUCGCUGAUCUUGUGAAGGAGAAAUCGGAAGCCACCGAGGAGGUAAUUGAGAUCCCCGAUGAUGAAGAGGAAGAUGAGGACCUCACCGCAUAUCACUUUCGUAAAUUUGCUGCAGCAUACUUUGCUGCAAACGUCGUUCCACAAUACUCGAAGAGGCCCCUAAAACAUGCGCUUUUGGAUCUUCCACUUCUCUCUGAUCAAUUAGCUGCUCAAGCAUUAUGGAUUACCAUAUUGCGUUUCAUGGGUGACCUUCCGGAGCCGAGGAACCCAGUCGAUAUUCCAGACAACAGACCAGUAAUGAAUACGAUAUCGGAAACGCUCAAAAAAGGAUGGAGCUCAGGCGACUACCAAGACAUCUACGGAAAAGAGGGAAGAAAACUAAUUCAUCUGACUCUGAAGAGGCAGGACAAACUGCACCAAGAUAUCAGAAAAGGCAUAGUCGAAGACGACUACCAAGCAUAUACAUCUUGGCUGCAACGCAGGAGCACGAAUCUUGAAAAGCUCCACUUUGUCAUAGGCCACGGAAUCUUACGGCCUGAACUGCGAGACGAAAUUUACUGUCAGAUAGUUAAGCAGCUGAUCCAUAAUCCAACUAAAGCUUCCCAUGCGAGGGGCUGGAUUCUUUUGUCGCUUUGCAUUGGAUGUUUCGCACCUUCCGACAGGUUCAUGAAUUACUUGAGAUCUUUUAUUCACAUCGGGCCGCCUGGAUACGCACCAUAUUGCCACAAAAGACUGGUUAGAACCUACAGAAAUGGAACGAGAACUCAGCCCCCGAGUUGGAUCGAGCUGCAAGCCACAAAACUGAAAAAGCCGAUUCUAUUGACGGUCACCUUCAUGGACGGAAACACCAAGGUCAUUGAGGCAGACUCAGCAAGUACCGCAGAAGAAGUGGUGAACACUGUUGCGAAGAGUAUCACGCUAAAAGAUACUUUUGGUUUCUCCCUAUUCGUAACACUCUACGACAAAGUACUUUCACUUGGAGCUGGAAAGGACCACGUAAUGGACGCGAUUUCUCAGUGCGAGCAGUACGCUAAAGAACAGGGUCAUCCUGAACGAAAUGCACCUUGGAGAUUGUUUUUCAGAAAAGAAAUAUUUGCACCGUGGCAUGAUCCCACUUUGGAUAAAGUCGCUACGACACUCAUUUACCAUCAGAUCGUCCGAGGUGUCAGGUACGGGGAAUACAGAUGUACCAGCGAAGGUGACAUCGCCAUGCUUGCCGCUCAACAGCUCUACAUUGACCACCAGACAAAUUUCACAAUAGAAACUCUAAAGACAGCUCUCCCAUUAUAUAUACCAAAUCAUCUUCUUCAGGGAGAACAAGUCUUACAAAAAUGGCAGAAGCUAAUCAUUGAUGCGUUCAAUAAGAAUCUUAAUGUCAUUGAAGCAGUGCCGCCGAUAAACGCGAAAGAAGAUGUAGUUAUGUUUGCUAAAUUAACUUGGCCGAUUCUUUUCUCCCGGUUCUACGAAGCUAGACGUGUUUCUGGGCCAAAACUAACACAGGAUAACAUUAUCAUUGCAGUCAAUUGGACCGGCAUAUAUUUUGUCGAUAAUCAAGAGCAAAUGCUACUGGAACUCUCAUUUCCGGAGAUUACUGAAAUCACAUUCGUAAAACUUACCGAAUAUGGUCCACAAAACUUGACGUUAGCUACCAUUCAGCGCGAAGAAUUCGUCUUCCAAAGUACCGAAGCUGAGGACCUCGCCAACCUUGUCAACUUUUUGAUCGAUGGUCUCAAAGAAAAGUCUCAAUACGUUAUCGCUACUCAAGAUUACACAGGCGCGAGUGAAAGUCAGUCAUUCCUGCCCCUGAAAAAAGGUGAUCUCGUCAAACUAGCAGGUGGUUGUUCGGGCUACACAAUCAUGACUUCACCUUGGGGCUAUGGCGAAUGCCGUGGAUCAGUUGGUAAUUUCCCAUCCGAGUUCGUCUACAUUCUACCGACAGUGAACAAGCCUUCAGAGUCUAUAAUUGAAAUCAUCAAGGCAGACUUCACUGGAGAAAAGUACAGGCGAAGAGAUCGAGUUUAUAAGUCAAUGCCCCAUUCCGAAAAGUACACUUUGAUGAAAUUUGCUGAUAGCCACUUCCGGAAAAGCUACAACAUCCCCGAUUCGCGCAACAAUAGUGGGGCGAUAAGUUCAGCUAGGCGAAGUACGCCUGAAAUCCUUUGGAAGCAUACGAGAGAGCCGAUGAAGGCACCGCUUUUGGCAAAACUAGGAGAAAAGCUCGAAAUAGCGCAAGAAGCCGUACUAAUAUUUACCAGCAUCCUCAAGUACAUGGGAGAUCUUCCAAUCCACCGACAGCGUACUGGAACCGAAUACACUGAUCAAAUAUUUCGAGCGCCCUUGGAGCAUGAGCCGCUUCGCGAUGAGGUUUACUGUCAACUUAUGAGACAGCUGACUGAAAACCAAAUCAGCCUUAGCGAAGAACGAGGAUGGGAACUGAUGUGGUUGGCGACUGGAAUCAUGACUUGUAGUGGGCCGGUGCACAGGGAACUAACGCAAUUCCUUGCUGCUCAAGGUAAUCCAAUAGCCAUUGACUGCAUCAAUAGGUUGAACAGGACUGUGAAGAAUGGGAGCAGGAAGUACCCUCCGUACCUCUUGGAGUUGGAGGCCAUUCGAUUCAAAAGCAUGCAGAUCUUCCACAGAGUUUAUUUUCCCGAUGACAGUGACGAAGCGUUCGAGGUUCAUUCGUCUACAAGAACUGUAGACAUUUGCAAUGACAUUGCGGACAGAUUGCAGCUGAAGAGUAGCGACGGUUUCAGUUUAAUGAUUAAAAUUACAGAUAAAGUGUUUUCAGUCCCCUCGAACUACUUUUUCUUUGAUUUCGUUCAUGAAUUGACUGAAUGGAUGAAGGACUCGCGACCCACAAGGUCAAUGGCACCGAUGCAGGCGCAUUAUCAAAUAUUCUUCAUGAGGAAACUAUGGAUAAACGUUGCUCCGGGUCGAGAUAGGAAUGCGGAUAUAAUAUUUUAUUAUCACCAGGAAUUGCCAAAACUGUUAAGAGGAUACCACAAAUGCGAUCAACUGGAUGCGAUCAAAUUGGCGGCACUCAUUUAUAGAAGCAAAUAUGGCGACAGCAGGGCGGAACUUCAUGAAAUACCACACAAACUACGAGAAUACGUUCCCAGCAAUCUUCUCAAGCUGUUUAGCCCAAACGACUGGAAAAAACAUAUCGUUGCAAACUACAGUCAACAGUCAGGCAUGAGUGCGAACGAUGCUAAAGAACAAUUCUUGCAAAUAAUCUAUGAAUGGCCGACUUUCGGGUCAGCAUUUUUCGAGGUGAAACAGACGACAGAACCGAACUUUCCUAUUCGCGUGAUAAUUGCGAUAAAUAAAUCUGGUGUUAACAUCAUACAUCCUGAAACACAGGAUAUAUUAGCCAUCUAUCCAUUUACGGAGUUAUCGAACUGGUCAUCCGGAAAUACGUACUUCCACAUGACGAUCGGAAAUUUCAUGAAGGGUUCGAAACUUCUCUGCGAAACUGCCCUGGGAUAUAAAAUGGACGAUCUUAUUUCGUCGUACAUAAAUUACAUGCGAGCUAGCCAGAACAGAACUCCACUAAAUUAGUCAUGACUGGAUUUCCAGGGAGCAACCGACGAUCGCGAAAUAUUUAAAAUCCAAUGUUUCCAUUGAUCCGAUGUGAAAUUAGCAUUCAAAUGGAAAUGGACAUCUCCGUCUCGUUACACGUGGCAUCAUAGAAACGAUCAGUGUUAUUCAUAGGUAUAUAAGCGACGUGACUUCAUAGUGAAUGCUAUAUGUAUACAAAAAUGAAAUCCGAACCACUUUUUCCAAGAUAACCAUUAUUGUUCCAAUGAAAAUAAAGUAUCAUAAAACGAA
Athalia rosae (coleseed sawfly) is the source of this 6825-nucleotide messenger RNA. RefSeq names its product myosin-VIIa-like. Gene Ontology annotation, molecular function: ATP binding; cytoskeletal motor activity; protein binding. The transcript has 29 exons. Lineage: Eukaryota; Metazoa; Arthropoda; Insecta; Hymenoptera; Athaliidae. The record is from RefSeq and is a predicted model, not a curated record. Gene Ontology annotation, cellular component: myosin complex; cytoskeleton. The coding region runs from base 136 to 6555 and encodes 2139 amino acids.